This is a messenger RNA of Seminavis robusta, 2040 nucleotides long. The record is from the annotation of a GenBank genome assembly. NCBI's taxonomy places the organism in Eukaryota, Bacillariophyta, Bacillariophyceae, Naviculales, Naviculaceae.
AGCGCUCCCUUCAACCGCCUCCAAGCAAUAAUAAUAGUGAAAUCCCAGAACCAAACAAGACAAGACAAGGUCAGGUGUCCGAUUGGAUCCGUCCAUCUCGCAUCAGCUCGAUCCGCCAUCAUCUAUCUCCUGGCUCUAGCGAAGCUAACUGAACUCUGAACUGGUUGUGCUCUGCCCUGCUUGAAUGAAUGUAGAGCCAGCAGUGUCACAGUAGACCUGUUGAGCUGUUGUGAUUGUAUCUUCUACUACUAGUAUUAAAACCAACGCUACGAUACGCUUGUGUGGAGUGGCUGUGAUACCCCUGAGCCUGUGGUUGUCUGGAAGACUUCUUUUGUUGCUACUAGUGCCAUAUCCGUUGGAUUGUGGUGCAAUUCCUACGACAAGUGCUACCUGUGCAUCUACUAGUUCUAGCUGUGAGGCAUUUGCAAUGGCCAAGGACCAGUUGGUCUUUGACAAGGUGCAUGGUCCCUUGUUUGGAGAAGUGACCGAGACGUCGGUGGUGGUCUGGUAUCGCGAUGAACUGGGAGUACAGUUUCCUCCCGUCUUGACCGUUUGGAAAGAUGACGACGACCCCGAAGACGACACGACCAAGAUUAAACUGAAACUCCAUCCGAUGGAUCCAAAUGCCGAUUUCACGUCCAAAACGACCUUGACGGGUCUCACACCGGCGACGUUGUAUGUAUACGAAAUUGGAGAUCGCUACGGAUCCUUCAAGACGAGUGGCAGUAAGAGUGUUCAUUUUGUAUUUGGAUCUUGUAUUGGAGGACAGGGGUACGGCCGGUACACACCCGAGCAUCCCGAUGGACCCGGAUUUCCCAUUUUCAAGGCCAUGGCCAAGUUGGAACCAGAUUUCAUCCAAAUACAGGGCGAUUUCAUUUAUGCGGAUAACCCCAUUCACAAGGUCUCUCCGGUACCAUUCUUUCAAGGACAAACCUUUCAGACGCCCAACAAUGUCGACGUCCUCGAAGUCGCCACCGACUUGGAGUCCUUCCGGGCACGGUACAAGUACAAUCUCGAAGACGAAGCACUGGGAGAUUUUUUACGCAAUACCGUUGUCUUUAAUACAUGGGACGAUCACGAAAUUUUUGAUGAUUUUGGACAAGAUCGACUCAAAAGUCAAGGCAAAGAAGAUCUAUAUCAACACGGCGAACGCGUCUUUCACGAAUACUGGCCGUUCGAAGGACCACCCGAAGAACCCAAAAGAAUAUACCGCAAGGCGAAAUUUGGAAUUCACGCCGAAUUGUUUGUGCUCGAUACUCGAUCCUACCGUGCAUUGCACGAAGAACACGAUCCCGGUGUGACACCCACCAUGAAACACAUUCUAGGCCCGGAGCAAAAACAAUGGUUACUCGAUGCCCUGCGGGAUUCGACAACCACGUGGAAAUUCAUUUGUACCAGUGUCCCACUCGCGUAUCCGACGGGAUGGCCCCGUCCCGCCGAAACCGGAUACGACGGAUGGUCCGAUGGCAGUGAUGUCAGUAUGGGAGGACCCGAAUUGGAAUUGCAAGAAGUACUCUAUUUUAUUCAACAAAAUCAGAUUCACAAUGUCAUGUUCAUUUCCGGGGAUGUCCAUUUUCCCUUUGCCAUUUCCUACGAUCCCUUUGAGCAGGGGACACCGCUGUUUUACGAAAUUGGAUCGACACCCUUUCAUGCCCUCUGUUUGCCCGUGCCGGAAAAAGGACCCGACAAGUCGUUCAACCCCACAACUCUCUAUGCCGAUGGAAAAUUUGCCGAUCAAUCCUUUCUCAACUUUGGACAGGUCAAAAUUGAUGAGACGGGGGAGUUGGAGUUUCAUUUACGAAAUGUACACGGAGAUUCCAUGUACGAACUCAAGUUGACACCCAAGGGUGUUUGUCAGUAGAACAGAACGAAAAAGAGAAGAGAGACGCUUGUAAAAGGGACUGGUGGUUGUGUGAAUAAAGGUGUGUGCAUGUUUGUGGAAUGGAAUGGAACAAUGAUUCAAUCAGCAAUGGAAAUGGUAAAACGAGCAAGUAGAGACAAGCGAAUAUAAGAGUUAUAGGAAUAUACUGAAUGCUACAG